Messenger RNA from Aspergillus ruber CBS 135680, 1435 nucleotides. RefSeq names its product zinc-binding alcohol dehydrogenase family protein. Lineage: Eukaryota; Fungi; Ascomycota; Eurotiomycetes; Eurotiales; Aspergillaceae. Gene Ontology annotation, molecular function: zinc ion binding; oxidoreductase activity. The record is from RefSeq and is a predicted model, not a curated record. The transcript is spliced from 4 exons. Bases 359 to 1381 code for a protein of 340 amino acids.
UCCUGGCGGCAAUGCCUACUGUGCACUACAUGAGUAAGUAUUGUAGAGCACAGAAUACUUCCAAUCCUAGUCUCGCGUCAAUGCCUGCAGCCACUCGGCCGUUACCCGUUCGAUGCUGGGGUAUAUAGCCCGGUGGCGCAUUCGGUUCAUCGACAGCACAACAGCUACCUUCGUACGGAGCAAUUGCCCUUGACUGUACAUGGUAAUGCCAUAUCCCAGAACAAACGCAAAUCUUCAGUGAUUGCAAUUAAACAGGUAUUGAGUGUAAUGACAUUUGCAUGAUGUCAUGCCAUAAAGGAAGCGCUAUUUACUGGAGGCAAAAGUGUUGGUGAGCAGUAUCAUCAUUUACAGAGACAAGAUGAAAGCAUUUGGCAUUGAUAGCUAUGGUCCAAUUGAGAAUUUCUGCGAAAAGGAGCUACCAAAACCCUCCGACCUGUCUCCUCGAGACUUAUUGGUCCGUAUCAAGGCUGUCUCUGUAAAUCCAGUGGACACAAAGGUCCGAAAUGGGACUUAUGAUGACUAUCCCGACUACUAUGACCACGUCCCUCGACCAUUCCAAAUUUGCGGCUAUGAUGCGGCUGGAGUAGUAGAGCAGACGGGACGCGAGUGCUCCUUAUUCAAAGUAGGAGACGAGGUCUUCUACUCUGGAAGCCCGAUUCGACAAGGCUCGAAUGCGGAAUAUCAGCUCGUGGACGAACGAAGCGUCGGAGUUAAACCAAACACGCUUGACUUUGCGGAAUCUGCGGCAAUGCCGCUGACGUAUGUUACAGCGUACGAAGCGUUAGUCGAACGACUGGAAAUUACAAAGGGUGAGAAAGCCGCGCUACUGAUCAUCAACGGCGCUGGCGGCGUGGGUGCCGUUGCCAGUCAGAUCGCUCGUACUGUCCUUGACCUACCUUGCGUAAUUACCACUGCCUCGCGACCAGAGACAACUGAGUUCACCAAAAAAAUGGGAGCAACUCAUGUCGUAAACCAUCGAGAAGAUAUCCCGGCGCAGAUUGCAAAACUCAACCUCGACAUACCACUCAAGUACAUAUUCAUUACGUCCUCGACAGACCAAUAUAUGUCGACCUGCGGCAAGCUAUGCGCUCCCUUUGGUAAAGUCUGCUCUAUCGUCCAAGGCCAGGCCAAUAUGUACGGCACCGACUUCAUGUCCAAAUCGAUGUCUUUUAUCUGGUGUCUCCUUGGGACUAAGCCCUACCACCAUGUCGAUGUUGAAUCCCAUCAUCACAUACUGGAGGAGCUCGCGCGGCUGAUUGAUUCGGGGCGAAUAAAAUGUCAUCUUGGAACAAGGUUGGAGUUGACGUUGGAUGGCUUGAAGGAGGCGCAUAACAUCAUUCAGUCGGGCAAAGCGAAGGGAAAGGUGGCUUUAGAAUUUUAGUAUUCAGUAUGGGUGCUGUGCAAUCUGUUAGAAUGUAUAUAAUGCAUAUUGAAC